Messenger RNA from Ostrea edulis (European flat oyster), 3733 nucleotides. Its product is annotated as silk gland factor 3-like. The transcript has a single exon. Gene Ontology annotation, molecular function: DNA-binding transcription factor activity, RNA polymerase II-specific; RNA polymerase II cis-regulatory region sequence-specific DNA binding. Gene Ontology annotation, biological process: regulation of transcription by RNA polymerase II. The record is from RefSeq and is a predicted model, not a curated record. Bases 629 to 1879 code for a protein of 416 amino acids. Lineage: Eukaryota; Metazoa; Mollusca; Bivalvia; Ostreida; Ostreidae.
UUUUCUUUACUUUCGUCGCGACCGCUUUGAUGUUCAUCCAAGCGAUUGAAUCAAAAUAUAUGAUAUACCUGUCGUCUUCCCCUUUUUUUAUUAUCAAUCCAGGUAUCGGCACACAUGUUUAUGUUUCGACAAUUAUUGCACAUAAUUUAGACAGUCUCAUUUCUCUAAAACAAUUCACGAUCUUCCCAUAUUUGCCAAACAUCGCACGGAAUCUGGAGAAGCUAUUCGCUUAUUCUAAUUUUAUUUAUUUUCAAAUUCAAAUAAUAGAAACUGUUUGUUUAGGAACAAUUUAAUUAUCAAGUCGCACAUGGUUAUAGCACAGUCCCCGAGAUGUAGCAGACCGACCUCCUAUGAACGGUCACGUCCAAUCAGAAAUUUGCAUUGUAAUAUAAUCUAGAGCCUUUUGUCAAUCAAGAGAUUUUCAGCCAAUCAAAUUGCGUUAGAGGGCGACAUCCGUCACACCGUAGUUAAUAUCACCAGCCGUGUAUAGGACCCAGAUAGUUGUUGAUUCGCAUUAACAUAACGUAAAGCACCAGGCCGCUGCGUUUUGCAAUUCAGAUCAGUAUUAACUUAUGUAGAACGACUUCUUACAACAAUUUAAUGUGGAGCUUCUACAAGACCUGAAUUCAUGAUGACCAUGGCAACUAGCGCUGGACUGUAUAUGCCCGGCACCCCUCCUUCGUUGAACUCGCCUCUCGGGGACCCUGUCCACGGGAUGCAAUGUUCAGUGGGCCAGCAGCCUCAAUAUAUCCAUAGGACUGAUAUUCAGGAACUUAAAUAUAUGCCUCCUCAGGUGCAAAAUGGACAUUUUAAUAGCCAUUGGGGUAUCCCUACAAGCGGUGAUUCGUGGAACACGGGGAUGCCUCAGUUACAUGAUAUGCGGGAUUUGAGAGACAAUUUUGUCCGGGAUACCAGGGACAUUAAACCAGGUCAAGGUAACGAAAUGGGCCAUCAAGUCACCCUCCAUCACCGGGGUCCACAACAAAUCCAUCCAACUCACGGAUGGAAUACCCCCAUUCACACUGGUCACUUAAAUGGCGGGGGCCAGCUUCAGCAUCACGGGUAUGGUGUUCCCUUAAACGGGAUGUUGUCCCCUCAUCAACUACCCCACGCGAUGAGGGACCCUGAACACGAUUUGGACCAACACACUCCAUCAGACGACGACGCACCGUCUUCGGAUGACCUCGAGGCUUUUGCUAAACAGUUCAAGCAAAGGAGAAUAAAAUUGGGAUUUACUCAGGCUGAUGUUGGACUCGCUCUUGGUACAUUAUACGGUAAUGUAUUCAGUCAAACAACUAUUUGUCGCUUUGAAGCUCUUCAGUUAAGUUUUAAGAACAUGUGCAAGUUAAAGCCUUUGCUUCAAAAAUGGCUUGAGGAAGCAGAUUCCACGACUGGCUCAACUACAAGUAUAGACAAAAUCGCCGCGCAAGGAAGAAAGCGGAAGAAGAGAACAAGCAUUGAAGUGACUGUGAAAGGUGCAUUAGAAAAUCACUUUAUGAAACAACCUAAACCUGCUGCGCAGGAAAUUUCCCAGCUGGCAGACCAAUUACAACUCGAAAAAGAAGUAGUCCGUGUUUGGUUUUGUAAUAGAAGACAAAAAGAGAAACGAAUGACUCCCCCAGGGCAGAUAGGGGCAAAUGGGGAAAUCAUCAUGCCCGACAGUGAAGAUGGAAAUUCUAGGGCGGAUAGCCCCUUACAAUCACGACCAAACGGUGCCAUGAACGGUUCUGAACAUACCGGACUUAAUAUGGCUGUUUCUACAGCACAAACUCUAAUGUCACCGAACUACCAUUCCGUAGGACAGCUAUUGAAUGCUCAUAAUCCGCAAUCAGGCGGACACCCGCAUUAUAACACACAAAACCAUUCACCGACGCACUGACUAGAAUUCUAAAGUCCGGUUCCUCUGAUGGUAAAAAAGCUAACUCGCCACCACCAUACCUAACUCGUCCUGAGAUCUCAAUUUACCCACCCCCUCUGGAAUGCUAUCAAAGGACAUAAUCUGGACGGACAAAGACGUGUCGAUCUCUCGAACUCCUGUUGUCCAUGAUGGCCAAAAUAGCAGCAAAUGUCCUCGGUUCCUAGGAGAAAAUGACAAAAAGAUCGCGUUUUAAAUGCGUGGACCGUCAGAUAUUUAUUGGGUCGUUAAUUCCGUGAUAGCCUUAUGCUUAGCCCUGGUCAAAAGUGCGAAAUGACCUAAUAUUGGAGAAAUAUAUUUAUGCCAUAUAUGUGUGUUGCAGAUCGUUCGUGUUUUCAUAUUUAUAUGCGAAGCAGAAGCAGAAUUUGAUUCUAACAUUGUAUGUGUGUUUUUUCUGUGUUUGGCAUGAGUGUCCUAAAUAUCCCUAUAUAUCACUGUUUCGUAUCUCGCGGAUGCAGAAGAAAAAAAGAGCGUUUUGUGAGAAACAUUUCCAGGACUUGUGUUUUUGUAUAAACUGGAUAAUUUGUUAAGAAGUGCCAAUUUGUAAACAUUCAUCCUCUCUUUCUCAAACGGAUAUCUAAGAGAUUGAAAAUUAUCCUUGUUUUAUAUCACAGACGAUAGGGUAAUUAUGAACAUGUUAUGUUUUUAAUUCCAGUUUUGUGUUUUUAAAAUACAUAUAUUGCAGUAACUAUUGUGGCUUUUUCUAAACUGUUGAAAGGAAAUAUCGUACAUUUUUGGUGCUAUUUUCUCGUUUUAAUUUCUCCACAAUUUUUUUUAUAUGUAUGAAAAGCCUUAAAAUUCCUGCUCUUAAUUUCAACCACAUCUAGCGUAAUUAACAUAUAAAUAUUUGAGAAAAUUAUGGGGGAAAUUUUCUGAUAUAUCAGUGUCGUCUCCAGCGAUUUCAUAUCGCUGUCUUUAUUUGACUGUGUUAAACAUUUACACAAUAUUGCUUUGGUGAAAAUUGGUUUUGGGAAGAGAAGUCACGGUUUACUAAAGUUAUAAUGCGUUGGGUAAAUAUUCACAUUGACUCGAGUGGUGGCAUUCAGUCGCUGUAGUCUUUUUAUUCAAACGAGAGUACAUUGUACGUCGUGAAUGAGAUUAAAGAUGUAUAUGUUAGCUUUCCCAAUAUAAACAGAGUUUGUCAUCAGUUCAAAAUAACGAAUAUGUCAAUUAAAUAAUUGUAUUGAUUUAUUGAUAUCUAGAGAUAAUCAAAUAAUUUUUAAAAACUUUAAAAACAAAAAUCAGCUACUUUUAAUCAUAAUUUAUUUUCAAAACAAUCUUUUUAAAAGAUUAUAUUUGUUACAUAUAUUUAUUGUUAAACUUGACGUUUGACGUGAUGAGUGAAAUUUUAUACUCGGGUUCGUAAUGUCUAAAACAUUUCAUAAUCACUGUUCAAAGUGUAUUAUCAAGCCGACUAAUUUAAUGUUGAUAUUUGUAAAUUUGUGGCAAAUUAUGCGUGCAGUGGUGAUGCAGAUACCACCUAAUGAGUGUGAUAUGGAAACUGAUUAAACCGUCAUUGGGACAGAGCGCGAAUAUUCCUCGACCAGCAGACGAUAAUCACCACAAUGGAAACAAAAUCAAUCUUUAUUUUUACCCCUAGAACGCUCUGUCAAUUAGAGCGAGAAAUUGAUAAAAAGUUAUUAUUUCUGAAAAGAUUUACCCUUCUCAUUUUCUGAUGUGGGUAUAGUCUUUUUUCUGAUUAAGGGCACUUACGAGUGCACGAGAACAAAGCUGGAACAAUGUGGUGUUUUUGCCAUGAAAAUUGUGUACUAUAUUGGAUUUUUUUGCCAGUAUAAUAAAUAUUUUUACAAAUGAAAA